Xyrichtys novacula (pearly razorfish) is the source of this 3333-nucleotide messenger RNA. The record is from the annotation of a GenBank genome assembly. NCBI's taxonomy places the organism in Eukaryota, Metazoa, Chordata, Actinopteri, Labriformes, Labridae.
AAUGCCCGAUGUAUGGUGUCUUUCUCUGACCACACAAAGACUGAUUCAGCCCGGCAGAGCUGCGCGCACGAGGAGGCACACACUGAUGCAAGUUUAAAGGCAGAACAGAACAAACCCAAACCGUCACCAUGAGUAUGAACUACUCCUCUGCGGCGCCCACGCAGAGGUCCACGUCGUUUUUUAUCGAGGACAUUCUACUGCAUAAACCCAAGCCCCUGAGAGAUGUUAUCCCCUCCACGUUCUGCAGCUCCCUGGCCUCCCGGAUGCCUAUCCUGGAGUAUGGAUACCCUCUGAUGCCGACCCCGAUACUGGCCCCGCAUCCGCACCACCCGCUCCACAAGCCGGAACAUCCCCAAUACUUCUUUACACCAGGUGAGCAUGGACGUGGGGGUGGGAGGAAUCUCCCCAAACUAAAUGCAAGUUUGAGUUUAAAUAAGCCAAUCUUUCAGGUCUCGUGAAUGAAUGAAUAAAUGAAUGAAUGAAUGAGGCCCACAAAUUUAACAGAAUGGAAUAAGUUUCUUUGACCGCUUUAAAAAAUGAUGUACACUUCGGUAAAACUGACGUUUAGCCUUCUCAUUUUCUAUCCAGGUUAAUGACCUACAUUUUCUUGUUGCCGUGAAAUUAUAUUAAGAAAUAUAGAACCUCAAUUUUAUAUUAUUUUAUUCUUUUCUUUUUAUUUUAUUCUUUUUAUUUUAUUUAUUUAUUUUUUGUGGACGGGGCUGGCAGCGAACAAAUUCAAACCAUAAAUUCCUGCAGGGUGUUUAUUCUAUGACAGUGAACUCUAAUGGUACUUUUUAAAGUUUUUUUUUUUUAAUUUAUUUAUUUUUUGCUGUGUUUCGAUGAUUGUUAUUUUCUGAUCUUCUGUCUUCUUCAGGCAUGCAGAUGCCGGCCUUAUUCCAGCACCACGCAGAGUUACCAGGAAAGCACUGCAGGCGCAGGAAGGCCCGGACAGUGUUCUCCGACUCACAGCUGUCUGGGCUGGAGAAGAGGUUCGAGAUCCAGCGGUACCUAUCCACACCGGAGAGAGUGGAGCUGGCCACGGCGCUCAGUCUGUCCGAGACUCAGGUAUAUAAAUAAAUAAAUAAAUAAAUGUGUAUAUAUAUAUAUAUAUAUAUAUAUAUAUAUAUAUAUAUAUAUAUAUAUAUAUAUAGAUAGAUAUACACAGACACAGACUCGCACACACAGCAAAGAAAGUAUCUGGGUAUCCAUGGAGCAUUUUCUUUCUUUAUGUCUUUUCACACUUGGCACAUUUUGUCAAUGCUUUUCAAUAAGUCAUAUAAACACUAAACAAAAAUCUGAAAAACAAAGAUCAUAAGACACAUUAAAUUUCAGAUUUAAAUAAAACAUUAAUUCUGACACAGAUUUAUGAAUAAAUAUUUAUCCCAAGUGUGCUCCGUCUGUGGCCUAUCGGCUAGGGAACAGUGUCUUUGGCUGUUAAUGACAUGUUGUUCAAGAUCUCGUUGUAAUUCACACCUUUCCUCCAUUCACCAUCAUGCAGGUAAAAACGUGGUUUCAGAACCGACGGAUGAAGCACAAGAAGCAGCUAAGAAAAGCGCAGGAUGAGCGGAAAACUCCCGGCGGGGAUCUGGACCGAUCGGCGGACAACUCGAGCGAGAGCGAGCUGACCGACAGUAAGAGUGCAGAAGAGCUCACACACGGACUCCAGCCGGACUCCUUCAUUCUGGACGAAAACGACGACGACGUGGACAUCGAGGACGACGUUUGCUCCCCGGAUCACCUGCUAUAGUAGGCUGCAAUGCUGCACCAUCAGCAGCCACUUUCUCCCUGUAAUGGUCUGUAGAAACUUCAGUUCGCUGCCUCCUCUUCGAAUAUCUGUUCUCAUGACGGGCCUUCUUUUUACAACUACCCUGGUUGACCUCUUUUUUAUCAGAAUGUUCCUGUUGUUAUGUCUAACAAUUAUUAUUAUUAUUAUUAUUAUUAUUAUUAUUAUUAUUAUUAUUAUUAUUAUUAUUAUUAUUAUUAUAACGAAGAGUCUUUUAGAGAUGUGCUUACAGAGAAAUCUCUCUCUCUUUUAAUUAUUAUUAAGAUAAUUUUGAAUAACUAUCUAGUGAAACAGACGCACCCCGCUGCCCAACAUAUUUGCACGUUAACGUUACUUUUUAUCGUUUACCGUUUUUUGUUGUUGUUGUUGUUGUUUUUUUGUUUUGUUUUGCUGUUCGUCUACUUUGAUAAUUUUUUGCAGUCGUUGAAUAUUAUGCUGAGCCCCGUUUCAAUCAAAGACACUUUUCUUGGACAGAAUUCUUAAAAUGAUGUGUAAAUAUAGCCCAUGUCAAUGUAAACACUGAAGUAGUCAUCGGCCCCGUGUGUUCUUAUACUUUUUGUAUUUGUUCUUUUAUGUGGUUGCUUGGACUUCUAUACAUUCACCGAACAGACACGAAAAGUCUAGGCUCAGUCAGCUGUCUAUUUUCAUGUUAUCCAGUCCUAACAGUCUCUCUCUUCAUCGUCAUUAGCGCAGUCUGCACAGCGUGGGCAUGUUUGUCAUCUGCCUGCCGAGCUUUGGGAUCUAAACACAAAAAUACAAACAGCAAGAAAGACAAACAGUAGAGAAGAUCCCUGUCUUCUUUAUGAAAUUAAAGCACCUUUAAAGUCCGUUUUGCAGUCAGGUUAAAAAAAAGGACUCAGAGUCCAUUGAAAAACACAGCAGGUUGUGCUGACAGUCGAUAAAACACAGACAGUAAGGGGGAAACUGGGAAUUCUCUUCUGGGGAAGUUCUACUUUCUAGCAUUUGUUAUUGCCGUAUUUAUCAGUUCGGGCUCAUACGGCAAAAAGUCAAAAUGAUUGACGAAUGCACGUGAGCGUACACUCAAUCAUGCCGACUUGAAUUGACAGCGACAUAUUUGAUAGACAUCAAAUAAUUCAUGUAGCCUGCAGCUGACCACCUGCCAUGGGAGCUCUAAAUCAACAGGUUAUUGGAGGAAAUGUUCAGAUCUAUGUGUUCAUGCUUUUUUCUAUUAUGUCUGUGCAGAAUGUGGCUCUGCCAAAUACCUUUUUAAAUAAUCCGCAUCCCAAAAGCUCUUUCAAAUAUAUUUUAUAUAUAUAAAGUUUUUAUUCACAAAAUUUAUCAGACAACUUCGGGGGCAAAUUUCACUGACGACGUCUCAAAACAGACACGAUGUAAAAACUGUCAAAAAGACCUGAAAGGAAAGGCUCUGUAUCUAUGCAGCAUUUGGCCUGACACUGACAGAAUUAGCCCUCUGGUGGGUUUGUCACUCUGUGUAAUCUGGUGAGGAGGACUCUUUCAUGGGAUUUUCAGCACCAGUGAAGUUUUGCCUUUGUUCUAAUAAAUAUUAUGGGUACAACAAAAUCAUCAAA